CUCGUGUCGCAGUUUGGCGUUUUUGCUGUAUGAUUCAACUACAGUCCAAACUAGCGCGGCACUGGCUAACACUAAUAACGUUGGGUAGCUAGCUGUGAGCCUAUAUGGAGGGAAAUGUCUGCAUGCAUUGUAUGCCAGUUUUGUUUGGAACUAGGGCACCCCACUUUCACUAGCGAGUUUCUCGCCUCAGUUUUAGUUUAACGCCGUGCUGACAUGGAUUAGCUGUACGUGGCUAACUGCUUCUGUAACUUAUACCUAGACUGUUUAUUGAAAGAAAAAAAAAAGAUUCAAGCCCACUCCCAUAUUAAUACCUAUGUCUCAGCUGUGUUGCGAGCCAGCGAGCCUUGCAGAGACUGACUCAUUUUGUGAGCCUCUGCAACACCGCCGCCAUGAUCUCUUUGUUGGCUUUGUGAGGAUUUUAGGCGCAAAUAACUUCUCUGGGCAGCCAUCUAUCUGUUUAGCAAACAUCGGAUGCGUAUCCUCUUACCAACACAGACUCGCUUCGUCACUCCCGGGUCUACGGAGCUCCACUUUUAUUCAGACCGACACGUAAGAGACCGCGUCAGGCUACACCUCCGUCGCGUCACCGGGAACAACAACACUGAGAGGAGGACGAGGGAGACGACGACAGCGAAAAUCAUCUCUAUCGACAGGACUCGAACGAACGCGGAGAGGGCCGGGAAGUCACGAAGGCUGCCGAGGAAACGAGGCAAAACCACGGACAUAGCCGAGACCUGCCUAGAAUUGGAGCGAUAUUUGCAGACGGAGCCCAAGCGUCUGUCCGAACUCUUCGACCAAGACCUGGAUGGUCUCCUAACUCCGGCCUACCUAAAGGAGGAUGGUGAGGAAGAGCUGACAGAUGCCCUGCUCCCCAGCCUGCCCAGCCUCCCUGAGCCUCCGAGCCCACCUCCAGUGAUCCUCUGCCCAACACGGAAGAACCUCCCCUCCACUGGUGCGAUGAAAAGGGACCUCAAACCCAAAACCCAGGGGCUGGAAAACGUAGAAGGGAUGGAGGGAGUCCACCAGGCCCAGCUGAGUGCCGUCACCUCCCUCACACCCCCGUCAUCACCAGAACUGGGCCGUCACCUCGUCAAACCCAACCAGACACUGACGGCUUCAGCUGAUGGGACACUCACCCUGAAGCUGGUGGCCAGGAAGGUGGGUCUUAGUGCGGCCCGGUUGGUGGCGGCGCAUGCCCUCCCUGUCCGAAUGAAGGACGAAGAGGAGGGGGCUGCAUGUGUGAUCGGGGUUGGGGAGCUACCGGAGAACAAGAAGAGGAUUCACCGUUGUCAGUUCAAUGGCUGCAGGAAGGUGUACACCAAGAGCUCCCACCUAAAGGCUCAUCAGAGGACACACACAGGUGAGAAACCCUACAAGUGCUCGUGGGAGGGCUGCGAGUGGCGAUUCGCCCGGAGCGACGAGCUGACGAGGCACUAUCGCAAACACACCGGCGCCAAGCCUUUUAAGUGCAACCACUGUGACAGGUGUUUCUCGCGGUCGGAUCACUUGGCGCUACACAUGAAGAGGCACAUCUGAGGAAUUUGAGAGAGGUCAGCGGGAGUGGAAGAGAGGGGAAGAGGAUGGAGGCGGAGUGGAAGAAAAAAAACAGAAAAAUAACACCAUGGAUGUGAGAGAGAGAGAGAGAGAGAGAGAGAGACAGCGGGAUGGACUCAAAAGACAGCAGAUUUGGCCAUUCUGGACUGGAGGGAGAGGCACCACACAGGGACGCUGACUACAGACAGAAACACAGGCAGGCAGACAGACGGAUCCAAAGUGGCUCUGUAAAUCUGUGCUCAACCAGUUGGUCCAUGAUUCCACUAUGACACAUCAUCACCUCAUAAAUGUCUCCCACUGUUGUCGCGUGGACGAUACAGACGCUCCAUCCCACCCUUCGUAUGUCUCCGAGGGGAUGUCGCAUGAUGAAUGGUGGACCACGUGCUUGUAGUUGGCAGCUCUUUGUUUUAGUCGUCCUUGCAGUCUUUGCAAAUCAUCCCUCAGCUGAAACGCUUCCAAAAUAUCAGCCCUGGUCGUGCAGCAGUGCUCCACAUGCCAGCGAGUACACCAACGCCACAUUGGACCAGUUGUACAGUAAUUUUGUGCUAACUGCAGAACUGCUGUUUGUAUAUUGAAGAUUUCCUCUCCUUAGACCGCACCUUAGGCUAAGGAGAACAGUUCAUUUCCAACAGUAACUAUAAUGGCAUCAUCUCACAGGAUAAGCAAGCAACUAAGCUGGCUUCCACACCUUCAAGCUUGCCACAGCCUUUACAAUUCGCCAAAUGGUUUAUUAUCUUAUAUAUAGGACAGAUAAUAAUUUGACAGUUUUUCAUCUGACCUCUGUCACAUUUGCCAACUGGAUCCAUUUAUAAAUCCUGCUGGUUCAAUGGCAUAGGAGCACUUUUUUGAAUGGAGCAUUAGAUUGGAUUUCCCGAAGACUUGAAGAUGGGAGUGUGUUGCACUGAUGUGCUGUGAAGACUGAUUGAGGUCAUGCCGGGGGCUGGCUUGCUUUAUGAACAUCAUCCAUUGAGGGUUACCAAUGGAUGAGGCUAACUAAUCUACUCUGGGAAAGACUGUUCAUCUCCUAGAAUGUCAGCUGAAACCAAGCGUCUCAAGAGAUGCUCGAUUGCUCCUAAGAGUCUUUUUCCUGUCCGGGAUCUUGGCUCUCACGAGUUGUUGUCAGAAACUGUUGCACAAUUGACUCUUUGCAAACUUUUUGUAAAAAUGCCCCACCGUCAUGAACUGGGAGACAAUUUAGGACUCACCAAAUGCAGGCUUUCACAUGUCGACAGAGAGUGGGAAGGAAAAUGCACAAGUUGAAGCAGCUAGCUGACUGCGAUGGCACACUGAACGCAAACAAGAUCACGAUGUAUGUAAAGGCUAUAUUGUUUCUAAGAAAAAAAACAAUGUCCUAUUUGUUCAACAAAACAAUUGAAAAGACACAAUUGGGAAAUGAAUGCAGCCAAAACAAAACAAACAAAACAAACAAACAAACAAACAAAAACACAAGUGUCUACUGUAGAUGCCUGAAAUGAUCUCUUUGGCCUUUGAGAGUGAUUGGCACCUAUGUAGCCCCUGGGUUUGGGAAGGUUUGCCCUGUUCGCACCACCCAUGCAGAACUCCAAUUUAGCAAUUCUCAGACUUCAUAUCAGAGAAAAGCAGCAUUCAACAGCUCUCCUAA
Molecule: messenger RNA, 3175 nt
Organism: Xiphias gladius (swordfish)
Lineage: Eukaryota; Metazoa; Chordata; Actinopteri; Istiophoriformes; Xiphiidae
Product: Krueppel-like factor 7
Exons: 4
Coding region: 472-1536 (354 amino acids)
Biological process (GO): regulation of transcription by RNA polymerase II
Molecular function (GO): RNA polymerase II cis-regulatory region sequence-specific DNA binding; DNA-binding transcription factor activity, RNA polymerase II-specific
Source: RefSeq, a predicted model, not a curated record